Molecule: messenger RNA, 2343 nt
Organism: Exophiala aquamarina CBS 119918
Lineage: Eukaryota; Fungi; Ascomycota; Eurotiomycetes; Chaetothyriales; Herpotrichiellaceae
Exons: 2
Coding region: 1-2343 (780 amino acids)
Cellular component (GO): nucleus
Molecular function (GO): protein binding; histone H4K20 methyltransferase activity
Source: RefSeq, a predicted model, not a curated record
AUGAGUCGCAAAAGGAAAGACCGAGAGCCUGAGAGAACCAACAGACUUUCCCUGGCUGAACUGGCUGCACACGAUGAUGUCUGUUCAGAUGCUCUCGUAGACAAUGCCUUCUACAAGUCGCGCAUACGUAAGAAUCGGACAAAACACAUUCCAAUCCGAGGUAUCAAAGAAGACGAGGUUCCACAAAUCCUGCUCAAAAAGGUCAUUGUCGAGAAGGACCUUGCCGGGGCUGAAAAGGCUCUUCUCGCUCUUCCUGGGCUUAAGAGGUACAAGAAGAGUCUACGUUCCAAAACCGAACAAGAGCAUUUCCAGUCUCAUAUUCGGAAGUAUAUUAGCAUGUACAGCACCGACUGUGCCUGGGAAGUCUCCACAACGAAUCGCUAUACUAUCAACACCUACGAGGCCGCUGUUACUGCUCGACGACGUAUUAAGCAAGGUGACAAGGUCAAGUACCUGAUUGGUACUCUUGUUCCUCUAACCACCGAAGAGUCAGCUGAUCUCGAUAUGACCAAUCGCAAUUUCAGUAUUGUCGUUUCCAGUCGCAAGAAAAACUCUUCCAUUUUCCUGGGUCCCGCUCGCUUUGCAAAUCAUGAUUGCGAUGCAAAUGGUCGUUUGGUUACAACAGGUCCUGACGGUAUGGAGGUUGUGGCUAUGAAGAAUAUCGAAGUUGGCGACGAGAUCACUGUUUCCUAUGGUGACGAUUACUUUGGACCCAACAAUAUCGAUUGCCUGUGCCACACCUGCGAAAUCCUAGAACGAAACGGCUGGACCUCUAAGGCAGCUUUACUCGAUAGCAGAAGCCAGGAUUCAACUCCUGCUCCUUCUAGGAUGGCCAGUGUCCCAUCCCGUGGUCUUAAACGAAAAUUCGAGUCAGAUUUUUCCUCAUUUACCUCUUCCUCCACCCCGCCUGCCAAAGUCGUCAAGACCACACAGUCACCUUCAAAAUUACAACAGUCUUGGACACCACCCACUGCCCCUGAGUCUGAGCGCCCAGAAGACAGUUCCACUAGCGAAGUCUCAGAGCCAACAGGAGCAGUACCAAUUUCGAUCCCCGAACAAGGACCUGUGCUCUCCCCGCCGCGUAGCCCGCCCCAAUCAAUCGAGCGCGAUGUCCAAGUGACCAAGGCUGCAACUGCUCCUGCCACAAUUUCUGAUAUCGUUCCUCCAUCUCAAUCCACCGAGCAGGGCUCAGAGAGUAGUGUCAAAUCAAAGAGCGGAGAUCGGGAAAGCAAAAUGACUGCCAGACUGUUGGGCAAGGUGUCGUCUCGAGCACCACUUUCUCCCGCGCCAACCUCUCCUUCCAGCCAUGGCUCUGCCGUCGAAACUGCUGCAACAACCCACUUACCUGUGGAGGUUAGCACCAUCGAUCCUCCUGUGACGAUCAAAAUCGAAACGACCGAGGUUACGAAGGUGGAGGCUGACGAGGACACUGAGGACACUAUCGUCGUCUCUGCGACUCGUCAAGAUUCCACCCCAUUGAGCGAGGUCCCUUCCGAUCUCGUGGGAUCGGAUGAAUCUCCAGAUGCUGCUGGAGAAAUAGCAGAACCAACUGUUCAACCAUUUGUUCCCCAUGUGAUCUCCACACUCACCACUACUACCAUCACGAAGGAUGUUCAUAACCCAGAUGUGUCGGUCCGAGCCUCAGAACCUCAUGUACUACCUUCGAUAGAACAAGCUAGCACGUCUGUUACUAGAGCCAAACUAACCGUUCAUCCAGUUACUGGCACCAUUCGCAUUGCGGGUGAUUACAUAUUGACACGAAAGCUCCUGGCACAGCCUCACGACCGUUGGGUUCAGUGCCACAACACUAAAUGCUAUGGAUUUUUCAUCCAGCCCAACGGUUAUCAAACUCGAAAGGAGUGUCCUCGUUGUGAACGUCACAGUAUGCUUUACGGUUUUCCAUGGCCAAAGACGGACCCCGAUCCACGAAAGCUCCUCGAACGAAAAAGUCAAGGCAAGAAACGUGAUAAUGGUUCAGUUGAAUAUAGUGCAUAUCGACGCAAGGGCCGCUGUGGUAAAGGUACGUGGGUCGAGGGGGGUGGUGACGAGGAGGAGCGUGUGAUGGAUCACCGUACAAUCCAUCGCUUUGUCCUCCCAGAGGAAGAGAGAGAACUUACCAGAAAUGGCCUCUUGAAAGAGGCAGAGUUGGCUCGCGAAGCAGGCGACGUGGCGCUCGCAAUGUUGGAAGCCAAAUUUCGCGCCGGAUCAAGAGGCUUUGGUACUGAAAGUGCAGCUAGGGAUGGAAGUGAGAGCGGGCCUGGCUCUGCCACCCCCGAUGAGGCUAGGAGAAGAAGCAAUCGUUUUGUCACACGCCCUGUUGGUGUUUAUACAGACAAAUAUUAG